AUGGAUGUGGAGGGAAAGGAGGAGGAGGAGGAGGAAGAAGAGGAGGAGAAGAGGUUGGAGGACCCCCCAGGGGACGACUGCGCCGAGAAGAUCAGCGUGCGGUUCCAGUUCCCGACGGGGGCGAGGGUCUUGAGAAAGUUCCGCAAGAGUUCCGACGUGCGGCAACUGUUCCUCUUCGUCCGGACGGAACUUGAGGGCGCCAAGGCCAAGCCGUUCGACGUGCGCACCGUGCGACCACCCUGCUCCGUGAGGAGCAAGGAGGGGAGUUCCAUAGAGGAGGCGGGCCUGUCCAACUCGACUGUCGUGGUUGCAUGGGAGGACUGAGGUAACGGGCUGAUUGUCCAUCGUGAGGGAGACACAUGCACAGUAAAUCAUGGUCAUACACACAACUUGGCGACAAGCAUCGCGAGAAAGUGAAUCACGGCAACCAGUCAGCAGUGGGCAGACACACGUUUACUAAGCACGUGGUGUGAGGUUGUUGGAGCAGCGCGUUCGGCUCGGAUGUAAUGUGCAGGCUGCCUAUCAGCACACGUGUGUAGCCAAACUCUUGCGGUACAAUGUCUUGGCUUUUUCUUUCUCUCUCUCCCUCUCUGUUCUCUUUACGACUGGCGGUUGGGCAGCACGAUCGGAGAUGGUGCUAACCACUCCCCCCGCUCAUGCUAACGCGUCAGGAUUUCUUAGCGGCGCCGUGUCUCAACUUGUCUGUGUGUUGUUCAACGUCGAGGAAGCGGGGUUCCGCGGGAUAUUUUUUGUUGUACCGGAGGGAGCGGGGGCAAUCAAUCGUGCACUUAUUGGCCGCAGUUGUAUCCGACGGGAGAGGAAGGGGGCAGACUCGACUCGAGGUCCACUACCUACAUCGCAGACCCUGCUGUGUCUAUCAAAGCAUGCUGCAUCCAUCGAAGGAUUCUCACUCUGUGUCCAUCCCAGCAUGCUGUGUUCAUGCACAGCGACGUGGGAGUGGGGGGCGAAAGCCGAUGUUGUCCGCCACCCGCGUCCACAGAGACGGGAAGAUGGACGGAACGAUAGUAGUACAAGUCGGAGGGGGGCAGAGAAAGGGGGGGGGUUGUACGGCUGGGAUGAUGGGUGGUGGUUUUGGGUGAGUGAUUGUGCGCACAUUCUUCAGUCGAGAUGCUGCUGGACUGCUUCAACUCCCGUGCUGUAGAUUGGUAGUGGCAUGUCGUGGAGGUGUGUCGAAAGGAGGGGGUACAGUACCGAAGUAUCCGAUGCCUGUUUUUUUUUGCGGUGGGUAGUAUUCUAUGUCCGUUGGGUGGUCGUUGCAUGUAGCUAUUGCGGCCCGAUAGACUUAUGUAGAUGCCAUGGGCCUGUGCUUUUGUCCCUCCGGUGGUGGCAUCCACCGCGCGCGCAUUGUUGUAUGAGGCGCUGCCACAGCAUUGCUGGGGGAAACGUUCAUUGGAGUGUAGUUCGAUGGAGCGAGUAGAGCCGAGCAUCGGACACAUUGUCGCCGUUGAUAGGUUGACUACUUCGUAUGCCUGGAAGUGGGCGGUAUCACUACCGAGCCGAUCCCUUACACCGCGUUGGUUUCGGGCGAAAAAGACGCAAGUCACAAAAAAAAAAAUACAGAACUAUCCCCUCACAGAGUAGUGCGU
Messenger RNA from Ectocarpus sp. CCAP 1310/34, 1607 nucleotides. The record is from the annotation of a GenBank genome assembly. NCBI's taxonomy places the organism in Eukaryota, Phaeophyceae, Ectocarpales, Ectocarpaceae.